This is a messenger RNA of Centropristis striata (black sea bass), 2156 nucleotides long. RefSeq names its product embryonic ectoderm development (gene eed). Gene Ontology annotation, biological process: negative regulation of transcription by RNA polymerase II. Gene Ontology annotation, molecular function: protein binding; nucleosome binding. The record is from RefSeq and is a predicted model, not a curated record. NCBI's taxonomy places the organism in Eukaryota, Metazoa, Chordata, Actinopteri, Perciformes, Serranidae. The transcript is spliced from 12 exons. The coding region runs from base 34 to 1365 and encodes 443 amino acids. Gene Ontology annotation, cellular component: ESC/E(Z) complex.
CGGCGGAGCGGAAAAGGCGGAGUUUUAGCCAAAAUGAGGGAAAAUAAGAACAUGUCCGAGUCCCCCUCUCAAGCGGGAAAAGAAAUACCGGCGAAAAAACAAAAACUAAGCAGUGACGAGAACAGUAACCCCGAUUUAUCAGGAGACGAGAAUGAUGAUGCUGUCAGUGUUGAGAGUGGGACCAAUGCAGAGCGCCCGGACACACCCACCAACACAGCCAACGCCCCGGGCAGAAAGAGCUGGGGCAAGGGCAAGUGGAAGUCCAAGAAGUGCAGAUAUUCUUUUAAAUGUGUCAACAGCCUGAGGGAGGACCAUGGACAGCCUCUGUUUGGAGUCCAGUUUAACUGGCACAGCAAGGAGGGAGACCCGCUGGUGUUUGCUACAGUUGGCAGUAACAGAGUAACUCUGUAUGAAUGUCACUCUCAGGGAGAAAUAAGACUCCUGCAGUCUUACGUCGAUGCAGAUGCAGAUGAGAAUUUCUAUACAUGUGCCUGGACUUAUGACACCAACACAAGCCAUCCUCUGUUGGCUGUCGCCGGGUCCCGCGGCAUCAUCCGGGUGAUCAACCACAUCACGAUGCAGUGUAUCAAGCAUUAUGUAGGUCACGGAAAUGCCAUUAAUGAACUCAAGUUUCAUCCAAGGGAUCCAAAUCUCCUCCUGUCUGUCAGCAAAGAUCAUGCCCUUCGUCUGUGGAACAUACAGACGGACACGUUAGUGGCGAUAUUUGGCGGUGUGGAAGGUCAUCGAGAUGAAGUCCUGAGUGCGGAUUUUGAUCUCCUGGGUGAAAAGAUAAUGUCAUGUGGGAUGGACCACUCUUUAAAACUUUGGCGAAUCAACUCAGAGAGAAUGCAGAAAGCGAUCCGUGGCUCUUAUGAGUACAACCCCUCAAAGACCAACAGGCCUUUCGUCUCACAGAAGAUUCACUUCCCCGACUUCUCAACACGAGACAUCCAUAGAAACUAUGUGGACUGUGUGCGGUGGCUCGGGGAUCUAAUUCUCUCCAAGUCCUGUGAAAACGCCAUUGUCUGCUGGAAACCAGGAAAGAUGGAGGACGAUAUCGAUCACAUUAAACCGAAUGAGUCGAAUGUGACGAUUCUGGGACGCUUUGAUUACAGCCAGUGUGACAUUUGGUACAUGCGCUUCUCCAUGGACUUCUGGCAGAAGAUGCUGGCUCUGGGGAACCAGGUUGGGAAGCUCUAUGUGUGGGACCUCGAAGUGGAAGACCCACACAAAGCAAAGUGCACCACACUGACCCUCCCUAAAUGCACGUCGGCCAUCCGGCAAACCAGCUUCAGCCGUGACAGCAGCAUCUUGAUAGCCGUGUGUGACGACGCUUCCAUCUGGCGCUGGGAUCGGCAGCGCUGAAUUGAAGAUUUUCGGUUGCUUCCCGUUCGCCCGACCUCAUGCCCUUUUGUACACAUCUACACUGCAAGAAGUGUCCCUUUAAACAUUUAAUCUCACAGGUGGUCUAAAAGCGCAGUGUUUCCUUAAAAAAGCAAGAAAUCGUGCUACGGCGAGGUGAAAUGAUUCCUUUUGUUUUCAUUACCCGUGUGUCUGAUGGCAGGAUGUUUAAAGAAGAGCUUGAGAUCUCAUCAAACAUUUUAUAUCCAGCAAAACAUCAAUGGUGAGCUGAGAAAUGUUCCUUUAAAUGCACAUUUUUGAGCCAGAACAGAUUGUCCCAAAUCAUUGAUGAGUAUUUAAAAUUAAGUUGGAUCUGAAUUGUCCAAGAGUGUGAAUAUAUCAGCGUUUUGGUGACAUAUUCAUCUUUAGUAGAGUGCCUUUUGGAUUUCUAUGCAGCCUCAUUUAUUGAUAGUUAAUAAAUAAAUAAAUAAAUAAAUAUCAACAAGUUAAACAAGUGGAAUCAUUUCAAUCUGCUGGCAGAUUUUUUUUUCACUUGUUUUUGGAAAAAUAAGCUUUUAAAACACAACAGAUGAAGUGACCAAAGAUGGAUUUUUUUUGCAGUGUGCCAUAUUAGGUCAACCCUGUUCCUCCCUACAUUCCUGUGCAUUUUCUUCUUUUUUAAAACUCCCUCUUGGUUUGCUUUGAUGCCCUCCUCCUCCAACCUUCAAACAUAAUUUUGCAUAAUUUUACAGUAAUACGGUUCUGAUGUUGGAGGCUUUGAGUACACUCAAUAAAAAGUAUUUUGUAAAUAUGUA